UCUUAGGAAAUUACCCUCAAAAACAUUUGAUGUGGACCAUCAACUGAUCUCUCUGUUGCUCAUUUACAUCUGCUCCAUGCAGAUCCAGUUUUGCGUUGGUGAAAUGAUCUUGUGUUCUCCUGAUACCAAGAGCACAGUAGGGACCUGUAAAGCAUUUGCCGUUCCCUUAAUGUCAGAUGAAAAGUGAUUCAUUUCCUCUCCAUUUUUGCUUGUUGGGGCCUUUUUUUUAAAGCAUAUGUAAAAACAUUUAGGUAAGAACCCGGGGGAUUUGUGCCCAGUUUUUUGUAUCCUGCUCUGUGUAUUUCAAUACGCAUACAACAGCAGACGGAUAUCAAGUGAGUGCUACAACAAAUAUUAGUGUUAGACUGUUUGCGUUGGGUGUUAACGUUUAUAUGAACAUCACAGGACAGAGUUAAAUAAAUACAUUUUUUAAAAGUUAAGAAACAGCUUUUAUUAUUAUUCUCUGGAUUUUGCUGAUUGAUCAGUUAAGCGUUCAGAUAAAUGGCCAUCCAUUUUUAAAGCAGCCUUGGUUCCAUUAGUAUUUUUACCAUAAGACUAAACAGCUAUGAGGUGAAUCACAACAUUACACAGAAAGGGAAAGAACUACAAUCCCAUGAAGCUUUGCAAAUGACAUAGUAUAUAGAAAUAAUAUAUAUUAUGUUUAUUGCAAAAUAGGCAUUUCUAUACCAAUAUAUAAGUAGUUUGAGAGUAUAGGGUGGGUUCAUGGGAGUGGGCUGAUGCUAAAGGGCUCUUUUGGUUGAUUUGCUUAUUUCGAUUUUCUGAUUGGUGGAGAUUUUUUUUGAGUUAUGGGUAAUGUAGUUUUUCACCAGAAAUUCCACAGUUAAACAUUCAUAUUUAAAACAAAAAAUAAUAAUACAUCGUUUCGAAUCUGUAAAGACUAUACAUUUAUUUGUGUGCGCUCACACACGCUUUUUUAAAAUAAUAAUUAAAAAAACAGGAUGCGCUUUCUGCCGUCUCGGUCUCUGUGAACUUGAGCAUGAAACGUUGAAACUCUGUGUAUACUUGCCUUACAGACAUGAAAAAUAUAUCUAUAGAAAGUGAGAUGUCUAUUUUUAAAUGAACCAAUUCAAAUAGAAAACAAAUCUGCAUGAAACAUGCAUACAGGUGCAUCAGUUACUGCGGAGAUGACGAGUCAGUGUCGCCGACGUAAUCUCUUAAACCGAAAACAAAGCGCUAGUUUAUCAAUAAAUUAUUAAAACGUUAAUGCAGUCUCCUUGCUGUUUUCCCUGACACAUUUAUAAUUAUUACAUCUGCAGGUGCACUGUGGCAAGCUUUUUUUGCGUGCACUGAGCGCUAAUUAGGCAAUGUAGGUCUCAUUAUUAUGAUUUUAUGCUUUAUUAAUAAACGUGCAACUAAUAGUCGACUAAUGCUUAAAAUGAAUGACUACUAGUCAACCAGAAAAAUUGAGGGCGGCCCUAAAUAAUGCACACCGUGGCUUUAACAAAAGCAUAUACUAAAAUAAACCUGACGCAGUACACAGUAGGUCAAUCUUUAACGGUUUAUGAGUUACCAUUAAAAAUCAAUUCCUCUGUGGAGAAAAUUCCAGAACCCACACAAAAAAUAUCUGACCGCAGAAUGGCGUGACCAAAUGAAGUGUUCCAGAACAGCAUGUAAUAAGUAACCUAUUGUUAGUGCCAUGUCUCUUUAAGAGAAACAUUAUAAACAAUUAUAAACAGCAUAAUUAUAUGGUGCUUUAAAUGUGGCCCCAAAUUAACCCCACUUGCCUACAGAGGGACGGUAGUCUUGUUUGAGUUUCCUCUUCGUCAAAGUAUAUUUAGGAGCGCAGAUCAAGAGUACUAGGGUUACGCCGCUGGCCAGCCGUCUCGCCUGUUCUUCUUACCGCUGCUUCACAGGCUUCCUGUUUCCAAGCUUUUGCCACAUUCUUCAGCAUGUAGAUCAUGCCAGCUCAACACUCUCCCAAGACCCCCUCAAUUUUCCCAACUGUGUAACAGGGUUGAUUCCAUUACCAUACCCAUGUCAGAUGACCCAUGUUGGCUAAACAGAACCAUUUGUGCCAUAAAAUGCAUUUUAAACAAAAACAGUAUCCAACAUAUGUUUCUCUGUUUGGGUUAGAGCAUAUGCACAGUGUGCUCAUGUGUGUGGUUUUCGAAUGCAGUAAUUACUGUAAAAGUUAUGUUUUCGGCUAACCAGCAGGUGAUGUCAUAGCCCAGCUUGGUCGCCUUCAUCAUAUGCACCGCACCCUUUUAUGAGCCUGCAAAGAAAAAUAAGUUGUUAAAUGCACGCAAAAGCAGCAUAAAGGAGGAAAAAACAUGGUCAGUAUCACCAUUUUAUUUUUCUCUUCAGCUGAGGCUCUCAAGCUGCCUCGUAUCGCAUCAACCAAUGGGUCGCAAGCAGCGUGACUGUUCCAAUUCUUCCCCUCGUUUGCUUUGGCUGCUAUGUUCGCCCGACUGUGUUCCAGAUGCUGGUGCAUGAGGUCAUCCUGAAACCAGAUUCCAGUCUCAACAGUCUGCCAUCUCCCUAGAGAUCACAUUAAAUAUUUGACUAAAACAGGGGUUUGUCAGUUCGCCAUUACAUCAGCGUCUAUAAAAAUGCCCCCAUUCACGCUUAUCUGUGACCCAUUUAGCGGGUUCCCUUAUUUGCUCUUUAUUUGUUUUAAUGAAACUGUUUGCUGUUAAUUAUAACCAUAUGAACAGAGCUGUAGUCUAGCGGUUAGCACAUGUGCAUGUGUGGGUGACAUGAGAUCGAAUCCAGGGUGAUUUAUAAAAAUCUUUGGAAGAAAGUUAUUAAGGAAAAAUAAUAAUAGUGAAAAAAUGUGUAUAGUAAUAAUAUAAAGGCCCCACUUUUAUUCUAUAUUAUAAACAAUCUUAUAAAAUUAAAGGAGUUGUUCACUUCCAGAAUUAAAAUUUCCUGACAAUUUACUUACCCCCAUGUCAUCCAAGAUGGCCUCAUAUAGCUUUUCAUCUGAAAGAUGUAUGUAGUAGCAACUUUACAUUGCUGCUCAAUCUAAUGUUAACCUAGAAAUAUGUGCGCUAUUAUAGUGCGGAGUGCAUGACAGACGGAGGCGCCGACGCGCUUACUUGCUCUUAAUAUACUCCGUCAUUUUUGGUCAUACAGAUAAAAUACAUCUUUAGAAUCUGUAAAAACUCUAUGUUUAUUUGUGUGCACUCAGAAUAACAACGAAACGUUGUGCUUUUGUAAAACAGUUAAAGCAAACAAGAUGCGCUUUCUGCUGUCUCAAUCUCCGUGAACUUGAGCGCCAAACUCAGUGUACACUUGCCUUACAGAUAUGGAAAAAUAUAUCUAUAGAGAGUGAAAUGUCUACUUUUAAAUGAACCAAAUAAAAUAGAAAACUAAAUAUUCUCAGAUUAUGUAAUCUGUAUGAAACAUGCAUACAGGCGCAUCACUACUGCGGACAUGACAAGUCAGUGUCGCCGACUUCAUUUUUUGAUCCGAAAACAAAGAAACCGCUAGUUUAUCAAUAAAUUAUGAAAACGUUAACUGUUUUUCCCUGACACAUUCAUAAUUAUUACAUCUGCCAGUGUGCUGUGGCAAGUUUUUUUGUGCAUGUUUGAGCACAUAAGGCUAUGUAGGCAAUUAAAGGCUUGUUAUUAUGAUUUAUGUGGUUUAUAAAUAAACAUGAGACUAAUCAAAUAAUGCUUAAAAUGAACAACUACAACCAGAAAAAUUUAUUCGAGGGCAGCCCUAAAAUUUUGGGGGGAAAACAUUCCAGGAUUUUUUACCAUAUAGUGGACUUCAACAGUGGCCAACAGGUUAAUCACCUUUCCAACGUGAUUAUGUAAUGCGUGAAGAUGCGCAUGUGCACUGCAGAGCUAGUGCAAGAUGAGCAUUUGUGGUUAAAAAGUAUAUAUAUUUUUUUUAUUUGUUAGAAAAUGGCCAAUCGUUUUGCUAGAUAAAACCCUUAUUUCUUGGCUGGGAUCGUGUAGAGCUCUUUGAAGUUGCACUGAAAUUGCAAUUUGGACCUUCAACCCAUUGGCCACCAUUGAAGUCCAUUAUAUAGAGAAAAAUCCUGGAGUUGUUUUCCUUAAAAAACUUAAUUUCUCUGUGACUGAAUAAACACAAACAUCUUGGAUGACAUGGGGAUGAGUAAAUUAUGAGUUCAUUUGAGAAAUUUUCAUUCUGGAAGUGAACUUCUCCUUUAAUGUCUCACUUUAAUUAAAUUGAAGAAUAUUUUAUUUUUUCUUUAUAGGUCUUUUUAGAAAAACAAAACGUUUUUACUUUUUCUCAGCUAGAAAAAGAAGAAAAUAGUAGGCCUAGUUAAAAAAUGGUAUCCUCAGAAAUGUUUUAUGAAUCCAGGCCCUGUCCUCUUUUGACUGUCCCAUAAAAACACCAUAAAUCUCACUUGAAAAAGUAUGAGCCCAUGAUCUUUGAGCUUUGGUGAGCAUGACUGUUAGAACACAGCUAAAAUGUGAUCCCUAAAUGUCUAUCUGCUCUGUCAUUAAAGUUAACCGACCAGGAAACACAGAACUGAAAAAAAAAACUAUCACGAACAGCACAUUUCAGAAGUCUUCAAACUUUCGGGAAAACAUGAGCACUUACGCCAAGUCCUGUAAUAGUAUCUAGCAUAUUUAAACCUCAUUACUGUUCAAAUACUUCUCCUAUGUCCAUUAAAAAUACUUCUGUUUGUUUAAAACAGGCAUGGAUGGAAGGUUUAGUUUUAGGUGUGUUAAUAGGACUACUGGGCCGGCACAGCGGACGCAAAGUCGCAAACCAUUCGCUAUGCAGAAAAAUAGGUCUGUGAUUCUGGUUUUGGCAGUGAUGUUUGACAACUUGAGUCGAAUUUAUUUAUGGCCUGCACAGGCCAACUUGCUCAAUUUCUUUUGAAAGUCUAGCAGCUCACUGACAAUAAAGGAGAUUAGUUUCAAGUUCAGAUUCGCAAAGGAGACAGGAAAGUAAACCCAUUGUUUUUCCUAAGACUUUGGGACUUAUGGCAAACCACAACCAUUAGUUAGGCUAGCUGACAGUCAACCCACCUAGAAAGUGUUCAGAUCUGAUGCUCGGCUGCAUGCUAAAUAAUUAACCAGAUAUGUAAGCUCAAUGCAGAAGUGUCAUAGAAGUAUAUGAGAGGAUCCCUCUUCAAACAUUGUCAAAGAACUGUUAACAUUCCUCAUCCCACCACAUGCAUACCAGACAUACUUAUACAGGAAAAAAUCAACGUGAUCAAAUGUACCCGCAUGCUAAAAAAACACAAAGCAUUGCACAAAAGUUAAUAUUUCCUUCCCAAGGAACGUUUGGUAACCAGGCAUGGGAAAAUUCCCAGUGAUGAUUUGUUCUGGCGAGUGAAACAAUAUGUAAUUCAAACCAGGCACUCGUUGCAAUGUGAUCCGGUGUUUUUAUAAUCGAAUAUCUCAGAACAAAUUUAAUAUUUAUUAUACUUCCUACCCUGGUUCACGAAUCAUUUGAUUUAGGUAUGAAUGCGUGUAAUGAAUGUGUUGUUUUAUUAUUACCGAUUAGAUUUAUCAUACUGAAAGGUGGUCUUUCAUCCCGUCUGCCUGUCCGCAAACCCACUUUACAGCUGAAAUUAACCGCUAUCAGAUGGAGAUAAGACCUGAGCACAGUAAAAAAAAAAAAAAGCAUGUGCUGUUUGCUGUUGCCUGUGGUUACAUAACAACUUAAAGCAAUUUGGUACCCCCGCCUAAAGGGAAAACGGAACAAACACUCUCUUAUCAAUAAAUGUCCUCACUCAGUGUUUCCUGAGGAAACUCUGAACACUGAGCACAGCGAGUUAUGUGAGGGGGUGUGAGACGUGUUACAACAAGAUCAUUUCGCACGGUCUGCUUGGCGACUAUGGCCAGCCGUUCCAACUGUUUUUACUGUCGCGACGACCUCAGUGGAAAAAAGUUUGUGAGGAAAGACGAGAAACAAGUCUGUGUGCGAUGCUUUGACAAGUUCUGCGCCAACACCUGCACAGAGUGUCGGCGCCCAAUCAGCACCGAAUCCAAGGAGCUCCACCAUAAGGGUCGUUACUGGCACUCGGACUGUUUCCGAUGUGCCAAGUGCUAUAAGAAUCUGGCCAAGGAGUCUUUCACCUCUAAGGAUGACAGGAUCCUCUGUGGGACGUGCAGCUCACGUGAGGAUGCCCCUCGCUGCCACGGCUGCUACAAGCCCAUACUGGCAGGCACUGAGAAUGUGGAAUACAAAGGCAACUCGUGGCAUGAUGAGUGUUUCAUCUGCUAUCAGUGUCAAAAGCCAAUCGGCUCCAAAAGUUUCUUAACAAAGAACAACAACAUCUACUGCAGCCCUUGCCACGAGAAGAAAUUUGCCAAACAAUGCGCUUGCUGCAAGAAGCCCAUUACCACAGGAGGUGUGAAUUACCAGGACCAGCCGUGGCAUUCUGAGUGCUUUGUGUGUUCCUCCUGCCAAAAGCCCCUGGCUGGCACCCGCUUCACCUCCCAUGAGGAAAAGGUCUACUGUGUGGACUGCUACAAAAGCACUGUGGCCAAAAAAUGCGGCGGCUGCCAGAAUGCCAUUACAGGAUUUGGCAAGGCUACGAACGUAGUGAACUAUGAGGGUGGCUCUUGGCAUGAUUACUGCUUUAACUGUAAGAAGUGCUCCCUCAACCUGGCAGAAAAGCGCUUUGUAGCUCACAAUGGAGACAUAUAUUGCUCUGACUGCUCCAAGAAGCUGUAAGCGCCUGAUGAUUGUGGAGAAGCAGAAGAGUGAGAUUUCUUUAGAAAAAUAGCAGCUUUCAUUUGAAUUUAUACAAAAAUCCCACAUAAGUAUGUUGAAGUAUUGACAAAGGCUUCUGUUAUGUUGGUUCUGGCUUCUUUAUGAAGGGAGUUUGAUAUUUCCUGUCAGGAACGUUACGUUUACCUAGAGGCUUUGAUGGGAAAACGUAUCCUCUCUCUUUCCAAAAGCCCAUUUGUCUCAGGAAAGAUAGUAAGAGAGGAUGAAAGAUGAAUAAUGACUAGAGGUGUGUAUUAGGAAGGUCAAGUCUGUUGUUUUAAACAUAUUACUGGCACAUCUGUGUUUCAAAUAAUGUUUGGGUUAUAACUCUUAAAUCUUUAACAGCUUGUAAUUACAGACACUGAAACGUUCAGUACUAUGUGGUUCUGUAUCUUUUAGAUUAGUUCUUUGGGACUUGAUAUACUGUUUGUACAUUUUUGUCAUUCUCAUAUAAAAACUCCUACUGGAAAACAAUGAAAUGUGUAGCUUUUGACUGUCUUCUAACUUACACAUUCUGCUUAAUGUAACUAACAUGACAAUUAUGCUAUUUCAGUUGUGUAUGAUCUGAGAAAAAAAUAAAGUUAAGAUUCUGUCA
This is a messenger RNA of Labeo rohita (rohu), 7261 nucleotides long. It is a transcript of the gene fhl1b, whose product is annotated as four and a half LIM domains 1b. Gene Ontology annotation, biological process: muscle organ development. The transcript is spliced from 6 exons. Lineage: Eukaryota; Metazoa; Chordata; Actinopteri; Cypriniformes; Cyprinidae. The record is from RefSeq and is a predicted model, not a curated record. Gene Ontology annotation, molecular function: transmembrane transporter binding. The coding region runs from base 5788 to 6630 and encodes 280 amino acids.